AGAGAGAGAGAGAGAGAGAGAGACAGAGCGAGAGGGAGAGAGAGAGAGAGAGGAUGACGCCGUGACGUAGCUGCCUGCAGAGGGGCCCGCUUGGCCGCGAGGAGCAGAAGCAGCCACGCGCUACUGUCGGCGAUAUGCGACAGACGCCCGCUGCGAAACACCGCGAGGAAGUACGACAACAGGGCGCCGACUAGCACCGCGACGGCACCGGGAACUUUAAAGAGACACGUCGACAGCAAUGCGGCACAGCUCCUCGCCGCGGAGUUAACGUGCGUGUUGACAUCUCGACGCUUUUCGGGAGGUAACGGCGGAUUUGGGCUAACCCGCCCCCCUCCCCAUCCCCAUCCCCUCCCUCCCUCUCCUUCCCCCCUCCCGGUGCGUGCCGGUGACCUCGCCGUCCCGCCUCGUCGCUGGUGCUCGGACAUGUCCUCGGUAAACUCGGAUGACGAACAGCCACAGAGAUGGGUCCCCACGCACGUGCAGGUGACGGUGCUCAGGGGACGGGGCUUGCGGGGCAAGGGCAAGAACGGCACCAGCGACGUGUACACCAUCAUCCAGGUGGGCAAGGAGAAGUACUCCACCUGCGUGGUAGAGAAGACCACGUCGCCAGAGUGGAAGGAGGAGUGCUCGUUCGAGCUGCUGCCGGGGGUCCUGGAGGAAGGGGGACGGGGCGCCUACCCUCCCGGCAGCUGCGACCUGGUGCUCACGGUCAUGCACCGGGCGCUGAUUGGGCUGGACGUCUUCCUGGGCCAGGCGGUCAUCCCCCUGGACAAGGCCUUCCAGGACCACAUCUACGCGAAGACCGAGGCGGAGUGGGUCAACCUGCGCUCCCGCUGGUUCCGGCUGAACUCCAAGACGGGUAAGAAGGAGAAGGAGCGGGGGGAGGUGCAGGCCACGGUGCAGUUCACCCGCAACAACCUGACGGCCAGCAUGUACAACCUGGCCAUGAAGGACAAGGGCCACUCGGCCUUCAGCAAGCUCAAGGAGCGCAUGCGCGGCAAGAAGCGCUCCUCCGUGGACGACGACGCCCCGGCGCCCACCCCUCCCCCGAGCGUCGGCGGCGGCGGCGGCGGAGGGUCGCUGCCGCGCACCCGGUUGCCUAGCGACGGCGGCGGGGAGGAGGAGUACGAGGACGACGAGGGCGGAGAGGGCCGGAGGAACAAGAUGAGGACGUUCUUCCUGCGCGGGAAGCUGCGGAAGUCGUCGGAGACGCGCUCCAGCACCUCGCUGGGCUCGGAGAGCAGCGAGUCGUCGUCGCGCGGCGGCAGCCUCAGCCCCACGGCGGGCAUCAGCGUGGUGGUCUCCGACCUCUCCAACUCGCCCAGCAACAGCAGCAACCUGACCGCCGACAACAGCCCCGAGCACACGGCCGACACCUCCCCCAAGCUCUCCCCCGACGACAGCGAGUUCGGCGACGACUGCCACGAGAUCAGCAUCGCCGUGCCCGCCCUGUACCGCAACGGGGGGGUCCACCACGCCUACCACGCCCCGCCCCCGCAGCCCGGCCCGGGUGAACCCCUAGCGCCCGCGGCGGCGGCGGUGGCGGCGGCGGCGAAGGCGUCCCCCCUGGGCCUGGGUCUGCACCUCAAGCCCCUCCCCACCUCCGUGUCCCUGCAGAACAUCAGCCCCCGCGAGGAGGAGCUCCCCAGGGGGGCGGGCGGCGCGGGUGACGGGCGCCGCUGGUCCUUCGACAAGCCCGGCGAGGACGAGAAGGCGGCCAUCGCGGCGGCGUUGGAGAAGAGCGGGCCGAUGGUCGGCGACGACGAAGAGGAGGAGCGGUCGAGGAGCGCGGCGCCGCCGCCGGGCGCCACCGGGGCGGCGAGGGAGAGCUACGACCGGAAGCAGCAGCAGCAGCAGCAGAAGAAGAAGAAGGGCGACUCUGGCGGCAGGGUCGGGUCGGAGGCGGCCCCCCAGGAGAAGACCGGCAAGGGCUGGUUCGGCUCGAAGGAGUGCAACAGCAAGCCAAGCCCCCGGGUGUCCCCUAAGCUAGGGCCCAUCCCCGAGUCCCACUCCCCACCGCUACCGUCAGUGCCCCCCCCGUCCCAACACCCUUCCUGGUGCUCCUGGGCUCCUCCUGCACCCCCAGGAUCAACCCCCCCGGGCUCCCCACUGCACCCCACUAACCCCUUCUGCCACUCCCAGUGCAGCCCACCACCAACUCCCAUGUCACCCAGUAACCCCUUCUUCUCCACACUCCAGCAAAACCCCUCUUCCGGGGCGGCGCUCUCCGACCCGCCUCUAACGUCCCGGCCUCCGCCUCUGCCUUACCUCUCCAGCGCCCGGCCUCCCAUAGCUCACCUCUUCUCCCAGGACCCCGACCCCGUCCCCGGCCUGCUGCGCGAACGUCCGUCCCCAAAGGGACGCGCGUUCGGCGCCUCGGACGCAACCGCCGGCGGAGAAGCGUUGGCUAGACUGAAACGGAGGCCCCUCCCACAUCCUCCCCCAGGCGAGGAGGAGGAGGCUUCGAAUGGGAGGUCCCCGAACCCUUUCAACUCUGUCGGCACCGCGGCGCCGGAGUUGGAGUGGGACGAUCCCUUCGAGGCGUUUGUGUCCUGCAGGCUGCAGUCGUCCGACGACGAGCCCGCUGGACCACCGGACCCCAAGAACGCCCCGGCCCAGAACUCGCCGAAAGGUUCUCUCGUGGAAUUCUGGCACCCUGACAAAGAAGAACCGCCCAAGUCUCCGGAUCCCCUCAAAGACUCUGACGUGGUUCAGGCAUUCCCCCCCCAACCCGCGGACGUCUUUUUGGAUACGGCCCCGGAACCCUGGUCUGAUGGGUUUGCACAGUUCCCCACCGCCAUCCCAGCGACCAAUCAGAAUGCCGGCAUGCUGCUAACCACCUCCCUAGAUUCAUCAGAGAAUCACGACGGGGAUACUGUCACUAACCUAGCUAACCCUUCCUCUAACACUGAUUGUUUAACACGCACUACUACGCCCGGAGCCCUGUGUCAGCACUGCCGGUGCGAACACAACCCCUCCAUCCCCUGUGAGGGCGAGACGCUGAAGGACCGCAGCGACUCCUCCGAUCCCAGUUCGUCCGGAGUCGGAAGUUUAGCCGAGGAAGACGCUCUCUCGAGCAUAUCUUGUUCAGCCUCGGAGAAGUGGGCCGCUUGUUGGGGCGAGGGAGUCGAGACGAAGAGCGUCCUGGAUCUCAGUGAAGAAUCGCCUGAGCAGACCGUCCUCGGUCUCCUGAAAGACUCGGAGGAUAAGCUCAUCGACUGGUCAUGUCCUGUCAUUACUGAUCAUAGAGUUGAGGGAGAUCUAAUUCAGGUAAGCGAUCCGAAUGAGAAACCACGGUCUAUGGUAGAUGAUUUGGUAGCUGAUGAUCAGGUGUUGGUCCCACCACCCCUGAUUUCCUUGCAACAUGGAGAUGGACCGUCUAAAGAACCAGGUCCUACUCAUGUCCCACUGUCUGACCUAUCGUCAAAGCCUACCAACACCUCUAUUCCCCGAGACCUAGAACUAGAAGCCACGGUGUCCAGAACGGGGGGAGCAAAUGAGCUCCAAGAAUCUUUUGGGGAUCUUCACGAGCCAGAGAACUUUGUUAAAGCCGCCGAUGGCGACGACGAGUCUGUUGCGCCACACCCUCUGGAAACCGAAGGAACUUCCACCUGCCCUUCCUUCCACACGGUGACCUCGUUUUUGGGUGAUGGAUCGUCCUUCCUGGAGAUGCCGUUUGGAACCGGCAGCCUGGACGGUCAGCUCGUCCGUCAGAGCUCUCCGAAGACACCCCGACUCCUCUGUCCGAAAGACGGCCCGACGAUGACCGCUCCCCUCCUGGUCUUCAACGAGUCCUCCCUCGUGGAAAGCACGCUCGGCGUCAGCGACACAGAGGAGCAGCUCGUCCUCGAGAACGCCCCAAAACCGCCGGAGCUCCUCGACGUUAUCGCCAGCCGGGCAUCGCCGUCCCCAGACCAGGCCUUCUAUGACCCCCUGCCGGGCGGGCGGUGGUUGUGUCCCAGCCCGGGAAGCCUCCUCAGCAGCAGCCUGUACGGCAGCGCCGAUUCCCAGCACUACCAGACCUGUCUGACUCACAACUCCUCCGCGGCGACCUCGUCGGCCUCGGUGGACCCCCUGGUGGAGCGUCGAACGUCGGAGGACCUGUGGGGCUCCGUCUCCACGCUGCGCGGCGCCGAGAGCUGUGACGAGCUCAGUCGGGUCCUCUUCCCGGAGAACGCGUCCGCUCCGGGACUAGAGGGUGCGUGUGGAGCAGCGGACGUCGACGGAGAGGCGGCGGAAGUGGGGUUGUUUCCGUCUGAAGAAACGUGUCUUGCUAAAGGAUUGGAGACAUGUUUUGAACCCGGUUUAGGCGUCGAGGACCUCGGUUCCCAUUCAGACACACCAAUUCAGAUUGGCGUGGGUUCAGUCGUUAACCGUAACCAUGGAAGUGACGACCAGCCGGCGGGAGGAACCCAGCAGAACGCGGGAGCGCCAUCGGAGGACACGCCACCCGCCCCCACGAAGACCGAAUGCCCUUCCACGCUCCAACGCUCCCACUCCGAGGGCGCCAUGGCGACCGGCCUCUCCGGGCGCACCCUGACCUCCUUCGGGAGCGAUCCAAGCGUGGUCCCAUCCCUCCGCCCAACCGACCCCUCUGGGCCCCCUGACUCCGCCCGUACCCCCUUCCUCCUCCUCUUCCUCUCUCCUACUUCCUGUCCGCCCGCCGGACCGCCUGCUCCUUUAGCGCGCUGCUCCCUCCCUAGCGCUUCCGUCACCGCUUCGCUGCCGCUGCCGACGGCAACGCCUGGCCCCGCCCCCGAGGCUCCGCCCCCGCCGGAGGAAGCGCAUGCGACGGGUGUGGCGCAUGCGAGCGACGAGCCGCAUUUGAAGGUGGAGAAGGUGGAGCGACCGCAGAACAGCCCCCACCCCGUGCGACCCCUGACCCCGGGCUCCCUGGGGCCGGAGGAGAGGAGGGGCCCCGAGGGACGCUCGGUGCUGGAGAAGCUGCGCUGCACCAUCCAGCCCGGCCGCAGCAGCCAGCUCAGCGAGGCGGAGCCAGAGAGGAGGAAGUCCCUGACGGAGGGGGCGGGCUCUUACUACCACCUGACCCACAGCGAACUGGUGGCGCUGCUGGUGGGGCGGGAGGCGGACCUUGAGAGGCAGAAGGCGGAGUUUGAGCGGCAGACGGCGCUGCUGUCGCGGCGCGAGGUGGAGCUGCGGCGGCUGAAGCCGCAGGUUCGAGACCUGGAGAACUACAUAGACACUCUGCUGGUCCGCAUCAUGGAGCAGACGCCCACGCUCCUGCAGGUCGGCACAACCAAGUUCAAGUGACCAACGGGGGGUGGGGGGAUCAGAGGUCCAGGGGUCAGAGGUCGGGGGUAUAGAGAGGGGGGGUUCUCGAGGUACGGGUACCGACUGUGCCCACGUCACGGCGAUAGCUCUUUAGUCUCUCUCACCGCUCGCCCGAGUGUUUUGAACGCCGUCGGCAACACGAGGCGUAGCGUCCGCACUACUCGACACUCGACUGUAUCGCGCCGCGUCCUCCCAGCCCAGGAGAGAGGAGUCAUGUGGUUAGGGAAUAGGGAGCAAGUGGAGGUAAAGAGGAGGAUGAGUAAGGGAGGGUGGAAAGGGAGGCAGGAUUCUCCUCUUCGAGGAGAAUAGUUUUUUUUAUCCGUCAGGAAGAGAAAAGGAUAAGGGAGAAGGAAGUGGCGUCUCAAAAGGGAAUCGCAAACGUUUUUUUUAAGUGUUAAGGAAUGAGGAGAUUUUGGGGGGGGCGAUAGGGGAGGAAGGAACGGUAUCCCUCAGGUAGCUUUCAGGUCAGGUCGGUUUGAGGCGAGGUGAGCCCUGGACGUCCCGCGGCCCAGACUAAAGCCUCCGUCCACGGGCUGAUGACGUCAGUCCUCCGUCGGCCCCCCCCCCCCCGCUGGCACACCGCGGCCGUACGGUGGCCGGGCCCCACACAGAACGGGGAGAACACGUAUGCAGAACGGAAAACAGUUACCUUAAAAUCAUCCAAAUCUCCUUUCUUAUUAUUUUUCGUUUGUGUGUUAUCAUCAUUAUUUUGGUUCAGAAAUAACUUUUUGUAGAAUGUUUUCCAUGAUUUUGCCAACAUUCAGUCUCUAAACUUUUGAAUCUUAUUCUUUGCCAGAUCUUGGCUAGCUCAGUCUGAAUUGAAGCUCCGAGCCAACAAGCCAAAUGACCGUCAUAAAUACUAACCGACACAAUCUCGGAAAAUCGAUAGUUGGUUGAAAAUAGACUGUAUUCAAAAGUGUUCUUAUGCAGCAAGUGAAUGGUUUAGAUCAUUUUGUUGGCGUGUAUGCUCAUUCCUUUUUAUUCCAACAAUGGUUUUGGUGAUGAAUGAGGCCCACAUCGUGAGAUUACCCAUGGUGCUUUUCGGGCACCUGUCUGUUAUGAGGACCUGUGUGAGGACAUAGAAUGUGGGGUAAUCAGGUUUCGACUGUUUCGCACAGUAUUCAGUCUGCGUCAGGAUUAGCCACUCGCGGUCCAUGCCUAUGCCUUCACUUCUGUGCAUUACUGAGCUGACUUUGCCCCUCGUGGGAGGGGAGAGAAAAUGGCCGACACACGCUAUACGCCACACGCUACUUUCCCGCCAAAACCGGCUUUGCUAGUGCACGCGCAUCGCUUGAGCUUUCAGGUGUUUUAUCAAAAGGAUAUAAUGUAUUAACAGCAUAUAUGCCGUCUGGAAAUGCCAAAAGCUGCCUUAUCGCGUUUUUCGUUUUUGUUUUCUGUCAUGUUAGUAGGGUUGUUUUUAAAAUAUUGCACUUCAUUUUCUGUAUAGCAGGGGUUUUGGGUGUGUGUGUGUGCGGGGGGGGGGGGGGGGGGGGGGGGUUACCUAAAGUGUGUUCACUCAGCUCAUUGGCUAGUUCUGCCCGAUGCUUAGUUAUUCUAUUGUUUAGAUCACUGCACAAAAUGAAUUAAUAAUAAAUAAAUGUAUACAUACCGUUAGGGAUGGUAUUUUACAGUAUCUGUACAGUGAAAAACUCCACUUUAGGGCAGGUUUUAAUACCAUACAGUAUUCGGAUUACGACGCCACGUUUCAACAGCACUUGUGGAUGUUCUUGCACUGUUUCAACUGUGAGAGCACGAGAAUCUACAUCACCUGUAGUCCAGGUAGGCCUCGAGGGAUGUUUAUAACUAGCUCCACUGCACUUUGUCAUUCCCUGCUCUUUGUCAUUCCCCCGGGCGACUCCAUCUCGUCACCACGGUUACGACCAUUCCAUUUAACAAACCUUAAAUCGACCUGCCUUGGCAUCUUACGUUUUCGCUCCACAACCCCCAAUAUGGAGUGUGUAGAUGGGUGCGGAGCUGUUUGAAGGUGUGAGGUGGCUCUUAGUCCGGCCACAGACUAGUUAACCCUCCAGUCAUAGAGUAGUUAACCCCUCCAAAGUCUUCCAUCUCCCAAGCAAUUUGUGUUGUACCACUCCUCAAACGUCUAGCUGGGGGAAUGUGUAGAUGACAGUACAUACGGUUGGAAAGUUUACAGUUCGUGAUGCAAUUCUGUUUCACAAAUUUUGUAUAUUUAAUAAAGAAUAUUUUGUGUUUACUGCUCA
Messenger RNA from Gadus morhua (Atlantic cod), 7511 nucleotides. RefSeq names its product RAB11 family interacting protein 5a (class I) (gene rab11fip5a). Gene Ontology annotation, cellular component: recycling endosome; phagocytic vesicle; secretory granule. The record is from RefSeq and is a predicted model, not a curated record. Bases 424 to 5271 code for a protein of 1615 amino acids. Gene Ontology annotation, molecular function: small GTPase binding. The transcript is spliced from 6 exons. Gene Ontology annotation, biological process: regulated exocytosis. Lineage: Eukaryota; Metazoa; Chordata; Actinopteri; Gadiformes; Gadidae.